This is a messenger RNA of Beta vulgaris subsp. vulgaris (sugar beet), 2384 nucleotides long. Its product is annotated as 1-aminocyclopropane-1-carboxylate oxidase homolog 1. The coding region runs from base 1048 to 2148 and encodes 366 amino acids. The transcript has 4 exons. The record is from RefSeq and is a predicted model, not a curated record. Lineage: Eukaryota; Viridiplantae; Streptophyta; Magnoliopsida; Caryophyllales; Amaranthaceae.
UAGUCGAUAAUGUAUCCACUUUUGUCAUUUUUUUUUGGACUUAUGAUCACGUUCAGUGGAUUUAUUUAUCAAAUAUGCUAAUUCUUAAACCAUCAAUGAGGUGCGGAAGCCAAAAUGCAUGAUCUCAACUUGCACUUAUAUAUUUAUAUCUUAUAUCUACCAAUAUAAAGUCCAAUCCAAAGUCUUUGUACUUAUUACUCCUCAUUAAGUCAAUGAACUCUAUUUCUCCAUUUCAAUCUAAGCAGCAUGAACGGAAUACAAACUAAUUAUGGUCGUACCAACGAUCUCAAGGCGUUCGAUGAACGAUAUUUUUUAAGAAUAAACACUUUCAAAUAAACACUUCUAGACGAUAUAUAUGUAUAGGUAAACACUUUCAGAUAGAUAGAUUUUAAAUCUAUCGUAACAAUAACAUAGUUAUCUCAAGAAUAUAAGUAUAAAAUCCUAAGAAUAAAACUAAAAAUCUAUGUUUUCUUCCCCCUUUCCCUUUCUUUAGGUCUUAAUCCUUUUAUCUUAAAAUGAUACUAAUUCUACCAAUUAAUUAAUGAUACAUUUGUUUAUAGCUAAUAAUGCUUCCAUUGGCCCGCCAAUUUCUUUUCCUUUAAUCAUGUUUAAUUGCUUUUCUUAAUCAAAUUUCCUUAGUCAUCAACGUCAUAACUCAUACGGCAGCUAAAAUGAUACUUAUCUAUACUAAUAUAUUAAAAGGCGUGCCUAAGCCAUUUUACUCCAUAUAAUCCACAACAAUAAAAAAAAAUUAGAAAUUGCAUAAUGUAAGGUUUAAUCCCAAAACCUCAAAAACAUACCCUAAAAUCUUAAUUAUAACCACUCGACCAAAUAAUAAUUAGUGUUAUCAUCUUAAAUUAUAAUAUUAAUAAAUGAAAAUUUUCCCCAGGGCAUCGCCCGGGCCUAAUAACUAGUUCUACCAAUAUACAGGAGUCUUUAGACAAAUUUGUUUAUAUCCUAAUCAACCAAUGAACUCCAUUUACAUCUGAUAAUUUUCAUCAUCAAAACAAAAGUCUACUAGAAUUAUUGAACAUCAUUCUAAAUACCAUGGAUGAAACACAAAUAACUAACGAUCGUCUCCUCAAUCUUAAGGCGUUCGACGAACGAAAAACCGGGGUGAAAGGGCUGGUGGAUGCAGGAACAAGUAGUAUUCCUAGCAUAUUUGUACGACCAGUGGAGGAUCGUUUAAAAGAUUUGUGUACUUGUCCUAAAAACAUAAGUGUGCCCAUCAUAGAUCUUGCUAAAGUUGCUACUGAAAGUAGUGAUCAAACUAAGAUUGUAAAAGAAAUGGUUAAGGCAUCACAAAAUUGGGGAUUUUUUCAAGUGGUAAAUCAUGGGAUUCCCUUGGAAUUGUUGGAAAACAUGAUUGAAGGAACUAGGAUGUUUCAUGAACAAGAUGUUGAAGCUAAGAAGGAGAUUUAUAGUCGUGAUUUUCAUUCAAAGAAGGUUGCGUAUGUUUCCAACCAUGACUUGUAUAAAUCAAAGGCUGCUAAUUGGAGGGAUAGUUUGUCUCUAAACACAAUACAUAGUGCUGGUGUAUUUGAUCCUGAAGAGCUGCCUUCAAUAUGCAAGGAUGUAAUAUUAGAGUAUGUCAAGCAUAUACUUAAGCUUGGUGACCACAUACUUAUGUUGCUAUCAAUGGGUCUUGGACUCAAACCACAAUAUCUUGCAGAACUUGAAAGUAGUAAAGGUUGGUCCUUAACUUGCCACUACUACCCAGCAUGUCCACAACCACAACUGACAUUAGGGCUCCGAGUUGAUGGACAUGCGGAUAUCUCAUUCAUCACAAUACUUCUGCAAGAUCAAAUCGGCGGUCUCCAAGUUCUUCAUGAAAAUCAAUGGGUUAAUAUUGAGCCUAUCGAUGGCGCCUUGAUUGUUAACAUUGGAGAUGCACUUCAGAUUGUAUCUAACAACAUGUUGAAAAGUGCCUACCAUAGAGUGAUUGCCAAAAGUGUUGGACCAAGGAUUUCCAUACCCUUAUUUUUCACAGGUUUUUUCUCAUCUAAGAAAGUAUAUGGUCCAAUUAAGGAGUUAACAUCAGAAGAAAAUCCACCUAUUUAUAGGGAAUUUACAAUUGAGGAGCUCCUGACAUACUUCUUCUCCAAAUCCCUUGAUGAACUUGGAGUUGAUUAUUUCAAACUUGGAUGAAUGGCAUGAAGAUGGCGAUUAUAUAUUACGAGGGAUAUGUAUAAUAAUCUAUGAAUGAUUUUCUUUAUGAAUUCAUGAAGGUUUAUUGAAGUGUUUAAUCUUAUCAACAUGGUUUUGCUGAUUUAGAUUUUUAUUUGAUCAAGAUUGUUAUGUAUUUCUGGUUAGUUUUGAUUUCUAUUGUAGGUGCAAUUAUGUAACAGUUUCAUUUAAUAAAUUCAAUUUUACAUUGAUAAAAA